Molecule: messenger RNA, 333 nt
Organism: Nicotiana tabacum (common tobacco)
Lineage: Eukaryota; Viridiplantae; Streptophyta; Magnoliopsida; Solanales; Solanaceae
Source: RefSeq, a predicted model, not a curated record
AUGGCGUACUUUAUUGAAGAAGAAGUAUGGAAAUGUCCAAAACACCCUUCGAAGAAAUGCAGACCUGGAGUAUGUUCAAUUUGCCUCCGCAAUCGACUUUCCGCUCUUUGCCCUCACUGCGUUAACGUGCGCCCUUGUUCUUGUAUAAUCGGCGCCGGCGGAGGAUGCGACAGCGAGCCGGCGUUCUGUAGAUCAAAAUCCGUCGGAAUUCCAUUCAUUAAAUCGCGAAACAGUAAUUCCAGUGACCCGAAUAACCCGCCGGCGAGUGAGAAGAGUACUAAAAUAGCGUCGUUUUGGUGGAUUUUUAAGUCUAGCAAGAGAAUUAUUGGAUAA